AUGGAGAGCCAAAGCCAACUACAAGUUUCAAAUUCACAUCAACAGAGUGGAGGAACCACCUUUCUAAAAACUUGUUUCAAUGGACUCAACUCCGUGUUAGGAGUUGGGAUACUCUCAAUGCCUUAUGCAGUUUCUCAAGGAGGGUGGCUGAGUUUAAUACUGCUAUUUCUAUUUGCUAUGAUAAGCUGGUACACAGCGUUACUUCUGCAAAGGUGUAUGAAUGGACAUCCACUAAUCAAAUCCUACCCUGAUAUAGGUCAGGUUGCUUUUGGGUACAAAGGAAAAGCUUUGAUAGCCAUUAUCAUAUAUAUAGAGCUGUUUCUAAUUGCCGUGGAGCUUCUGAUAUUAGAAGGUGACAAUUUGGAGAAGCUGUUUCCAAACGUGAGCUUCACAAUUGCAGGUCUUAGAAUUGGAGGUAAAAGAGGUUUUGUCAUGCUUGCUGCUUUGGUAAUAUUACCAACAACAUGGUUGAGAAGCUUGGGAGUUCUGGCUUAUGUUUCUGUUGGUGGAAUACUGGCUUCUAUUAUUUUACUCGGUUGUGUUGUGUGGGUGGGUGAAGUUGAUGGUGUGGGGUUUCAUGAAAGAGGACACUUUGUUCAUUUGGGAGGAAUGGCCACUGCUGUGAGCAUUUUUUCGUUCUGUUUUUGUAUGCAUGCAGUACUCCCCACACUAAUCAAUUCCAUGAAAGACAGAAGUCAGUCUUACAAGGUUUUGCUGGUUUCCUUUGUGGCAAGCACCAUAGUCUAUGGAUCCAUGGCUAUUUUAGGCUAUAUGAUGUUCGGAGAAUAUUUGAUGUCUCAAAUCACCUUAAAUUUACCGACGAAGAAAAUAAGUACAAAAAUUGCAAUUUAUACGACAAUAAUCAACCCUUUGACUAAGUAUGCUGUUGUAAUCACCCCAAUAGCCAAUGCUAUCGAGGACAAAUCGCUUCUCUGCAAGAGAAGGCCUAUUGCCAUCCUCAUGAGAUCAACCAUUGUCGUCAGCACUGUACUUAUAGCACUGUUCAUUCCCUUUUUUGGUUAUAUUAUGGCGUUUAUUGGUGCAUUCUUGAAUGUGGCAAUCUCAUUGUUGUUCCCAUGCCUCUGCUACCUAAAGAUAAACAAAGCUGCUCGGCGAUUUGGGUUCGAGCUGAUCAUUAUCAUAGCAAUAUUGCUAAUAGGAUCAUUCAUUGGAAUACUGGGUACCUACAUCUCUGUGAGGCAGAUAGUAAAUCAGCUCAAGUCAUCAUGAAGUUGAGUGCUUAAGGCUUUUAAAAACCUAUUUCAGCAUUUACUAAUAAUGUACGCUACCAAAUAAUGAUAUAUUUACAUCCACUAGGGUUGUAUUUGCAUAUCUUCGUCGUCGGGUAAUUUGCUUUUUCCUAAUGGAUGAAACAGAAAAGAAAGCCUAAUUAAUUUUACCAUAGAUGCAUAUUUGAAAUAUCGUUUUAGUUCCCAUGUGAUUUGCAGGGUAAGCAUUUUUCUUUUUUUAUCACGUGAAUGGCUACACAUAACGUACAUAUCUUAAUAAGAUGGUUGACAAAUCAGACUCCAACAACUUCAUUGAAUGUCCAAUACUACCAAAG
This is a messenger RNA of Gastrolobium bilobum, 1564 nucleotides long. RefSeq names its product amino acid transporter AVT1I-like. The coding region runs from base 1 to 1230 and encodes 409 amino acids. Lineage: Eukaryota; Viridiplantae; Streptophyta; Magnoliopsida; Fabales; Fabaceae. The transcript has 3 exons. Gene Ontology annotation, biological process: amino acid transmembrane transport. The record is from RefSeq and is a predicted model, not a curated record. Gene Ontology annotation, molecular function: amino acid transmembrane transporter activity. Gene Ontology annotation, cellular component: vacuolar membrane.